Molecule: messenger RNA, 7374 nt
Organism: Salvelinus fontinalis (brook trout)
Lineage: Eukaryota; Metazoa; Chordata; Actinopteri; Salmoniformes; Salmonidae
Product: retinoic acid receptor RXR-beta-A-like
Exons: 13
Coding region: 391-1800 (469 amino acids)
Biological process (GO): cell differentiation; response to retinoic acid; anatomical structure development
Cellular component (GO): nucleus; RNA polymerase II transcription regulator complex
Molecular function (GO): zinc ion binding; nuclear receptor activity; retinoic acid-responsive element binding
Source: RefSeq, a predicted model, not a curated record
GUUAAUGGGGAACCUGGCUGCAUGUUAUUAAAGUGUCAUGUAAAUGUAUCAUAAUGCUCAUUACAGACGUUCAGAUUUAUAGUAUUUUCUUCAGACUGUACUGUCAAUGGUACAGUAGCUAACGUUACUCAGUCAACCACAGGCAGCAGGGCAGGGGAAGGGAGGACUGACGACGAGGGAAAGUGGGGAGAGAGGAAGAACUCGUGGCCUGCCUGACCUACCACCAUAUAUUUUCAUGCGAAGAAACUGCACGAUCAAUAACCCCUGUUUUUGGUCCGCCAAAAACAACUCUGGCCCGGGCCUCACUCAGUCCGCGGUCUUGAGUUGGGCAGGGUGAUUGAAGCACGUCUAUCGGUGUCGCAGCGCGUCUUUUCCACCAAGGAGGCAGUCAUGGGCGACAGCAGAGAUUCCCGCAGCCCAGACAGCUCCUCUGUGUCCUCCCCUCCCUCGGGCCAGCGCUCACCCCCUCUGACCCCCACAGCUGCCGCCAUGACGUCUCUGCCGCCCUUCACCUCGGACAUCAACAGCCCCAUCAGCAGCAUGGGCUCGCCCUUCUCUGUCAUCAGCUCCUCUUUGGGGUCGCCAAGCCUGCCCGGGACACCCUCGGUGGGCUACGGCCCCAUUAGCAGCCCCCAGAUCAACUCCACAGUGUCCAUGUCGGGACUGCACGCGGUCAGCAGCUCGGACGACGUGAAGCCUCCGUUCGGGCUGGGGGGCCAUAGCCCAGGGGGCCCCAUGAUCUCCCAGAAGCGCCUGUGUGCCAUCUGCGGCGACCGCUCCUCCGGUAAGCACUACGGAGUGUACAGCUGCGAAGGCUGCAAGGGUUUCUUCAAGCGCACGGUGCGCAAGGACCUGAGCUACACCUGCCGGGACAGCAAGGACUGCCUGGUGGACAAGCGCCAGCGCAACCGCUGCCAGUACUGCCGCUACCAGAAGUGCCUGGCCUGUGGCAUGAAGAGGGAAGUGGUCCAAGAUGAACGACAGAGAUCUGUACAGGAAGAGCGCCAGAGGAACAAGGAGCGGGAGAGUGAGGCGGAGUCGACCAGCGCCGUCAACGAGGAGAUGCCCGUGGAAAAGAUCCUGGAGGCCGAGAUGGCCGUAGAGCAGAAGACCGAGGUGCAUGCCGACGGGACCUCCGAGGGCAGCUCGCCCAAUGACCCGGUCACCAACAUUUGCCAGGCUGCAGACAAGCAGCUGUUUACCCUGGUAGAGUGGGCCAAGAGGGUCCCCCACUUCUCUGAGCUGGCCCUGGACGACCAGGUCAUCCUGCUACGCGCCGGUUGGAACGAGCUGCUGAUUGCCUCCUUCUCUCACCGCUCCAUCAGCGUGAAAGAUGGCAUCCUACUGGCCACUGGCCUGCAUGUGCACAGGAACAGCGCCCACAGCGCUGGCGUGGGAGCCAUCUUCGACAGGGAGAGUGCGCACAAUGCAGAGGUUGGGGCCAUAUUUGACAGAGUUCUCACUGAGCUGGUCAGUAAGAUGAGAGACAUGCAGAUGGACAAGACCGAGCUCGGGUGCCUCCGAGCCAUCAUCCUCUUCAACCCAGAUGCCAAGGGCCUUUCCAGCUCCAGUGAAGUGGAAUUGCUGAGGGAGAAGGUAUACGCAUCGCUGGAGUCCUAUUGUAAACAGAGAUACCCCGACCAGCAGGGCAGGUUCGCUAAGCUCCUCCUCCGGCUGCCAGCGCUACGCUCCAUUGGCCUGAAGUGCCUGGAGCACCUGUUCUUCUUCAAGCUGAUUGGCGACACCCCUAUCGACACGUUCCUCAUGGAGAUGCUGGAGGCGCCCCACCAGCUGACCUAGGAACCAGGUUCUGCUCUGGUCCAUCAGGGGUUCUAGUUCUGGCACCCUGGUUCUGGGACUUCACCAUGUCUGCUGGUUUUGACGUCCCGCUCACACAAACCCCACCAACCUUCUUCACUCAUUAAAUCCCCCCAAGCUGAUACAGCUCCAAAAGACCAUAUGCUGUUAAAAACAAACACUUUUUCCAGAAACACAUACUUUUUCACAGUAGUGGUUAAGACACAUGGAUAUAUCUCAUUUUUAACCACAUAUACAAGUUUUAUCAUGAGUUAGCUAUCAGUUUGUAGCCUUCAGCUUUGAGUGUAAACGCUUCUGCGAUAUCCGGUAGACCUCUCAGCUUCUUGUGGGGUUCGUAGGUUAUUCAGAUACAUUGCUGCACGCAUAGAUAUGACGAGUGGCUCACUCUGUCUUUGGUUUUACUCUUGGGUUUACCCCAAACCCGUCAUAAUCAGGUGCGUAAUAUUUCAAUCAAGUCUCCCAACUUUUCCAGCUUCUAUUGGUCGGGACACAACCAACGGAGGCAGACGCGCCCCUCUCAGUUCACCAAUCCGAAUGUGAUUUGAAUACUAUGCUUUAUUCACGCUGAAAUGCGCUGAAUUUGUUUUGAAGUACUGUACUCAUAAAAUGAGACCUUUUUAAGGCCUUGAAAUCCAAGGAGGGGGACUUUGAUUGGCCCUUCUUAAAGCUCACACCAGGCUUUCAAAGAAAGAAGGUGACUUAUAGGAUGUUUUCUUUUGUUUCUUUGUGGCGUUUGGUCUUCAAGUCCCAACAAGGGCCAUUGGGCACAGAAAGUGCAACCUUGUUCAAGAGCACUGCGUUCAUUGGUGCUGUUGUAGAUCUUUCUUUUGUUUCAUACCCUAUCCUUGCUAAUGGUCAUUUUUGCAUUCUGUGAAACGUUACUGUGUAAGUAAACAUUUAGCAGAAACCCUUCUGCCCAUCUUUCAGAAACUGGGGGCGACCACAACACACACGUCAUUGAAUGAACCUCUGCCCAUCUUUCAUCAUAUGUCUUCUUAAGAACCAAUAUGUUCACGAGGGUGCUUCGUUCGGUGAAAUGGCCGUCCGUUCUAAGAAAGCCAGGAUAUCAUUGGAUAUCUUGUUCUAUUGGCUUACAAUACCCCUACAAACCCCCCUUCUGAAUCCUCCGCUUGUUUCAUUCCGUGCUUGCAGCCUCUUUCCGUUAACUUUUUACCAUCUGUAAAUAAGAUGACACAUCUACUCCUUCACUCGAGUACGAUUGGGUAAUCCCAAUCUAUGCAUACAGUAGGGAAGACACAGGCGUUAGCGAGCAUAUUAAUACCCACACACAACAAAAAGUAUGCACCGAUAGCACGAGCUACAGUGUGAACAGCUAUUGUACACAUUCAACAUGUACUGUAAAAAAACUUGAAGGGUUUUACCAAUAGACUGGAUUUAAAGCUUGAAAAACCCACCUAAUUGUCACUGACUAGUAGGUUGCUAGUAGUUGUACUAGUAGUUGUGAUGGUAUUCUUUCGGGCCACUGUCGGCAGUGUUACGGGCAGGGCGAUAGACCCCGCCCCCUUAGGCUGACCAGCUUCAGACGAUACUUCCUGUUUAGCAGGCUUCAGCGGAUGUAAUGUGUGGUCUGCUUACACAAAGCUAUGCACCAGGGGCUGAUUCAGCUCCCCAUAACAGAAAUGGAUGUCAACACAUUAGAUACAAACUAUGAACAGAAAUAUAAAAAGAGCAUCAUUACACACAACGUAAGCAGUAUCGGUGGAAUAAAUAAAGAAUGAGACCAUAUACAGUGGCUUGCGAAAGUAUUCACCACCCUUGGCAUUUUUCCUAUUUUGUUGCCUUACAACCUGGAAUUAAAAUUGAUUUUUGGGGGGGGUUGUAUCAUUUGAUUUACACAACAUGCCUACCACUUUGAAGAUUAAAAUAUUUUUUCUAGUGAAACAAACAAGAAAUAAGACAAAAAAACAGAAAGGUUGAGCGUGCAUAACUAUUCACCCCCCCAAAGUCAAUACUUUGUAAAUCCACCUUUUGCAGCAAUUACAGCUGCAAGUCUCUUGGGGUAUGUCUCUAUAAGUUUGGCACAUCUAGCCCCUGGGAUUUUUGCCCAUUCUUCAAGGCAAAAUUGCUCCAGCUCCUUCAAGUUGGAUGGGUUCAGCUGGUGUACGGCAAUCUUUAAGACAUACCACAGAUUCUCUAUUGGACUGAGGUCUGGGCUUUGACUAGGCCAUUCCAAGACAUUUAAAUGUUUCCCCUUAAACCACUCUUUGGUCUUCAUGGUACCGCUUGCUUGGUGGUGCCCCUUGCUUAGUGGUGUUGCAGACUCUGUGGCCUUUCAGAACAGGUGUAUAUAUAUUGAGAUCAUAUGACACUUAGAUUGCACACAGGUGGACUUUAUUUAACUAAUUAUGUGUCUUCUGAAGGUAAUUGGUUGCACUAGAUCUUAUUUAGGGGCUUCAUAGCAAAGGGAGUGAAUACGUAUGUACCCACCACUUUUCCAUUUAUAAUUUUUUGAAACAAGUAAAAAAAAAAAAUCAUUUCACUUCACCAAUUUGGACUAUUUUGUGUAUGUCCAUUACAUGAAAUUAAAUUACAGGUUGUAAUGCAACAAAAUAGAAAAAACGCCAAGGGGAAUGAAUACUUUUGCAAGGCACUGUAGGUAUCCCUUUCCAUAUUGUGGCCAUAAAAACAUUUAGAUGGGUGAUUUCUGAAGUGUAUUUAGAGAUUGGUAUGAUUUACCAUUCAGAAAUGAUGAUGAAGAAUAGAAGUUGCUGUAUCACCUUACUGGACAGUAGUUCAGCUGUCCUAAACUGGGUGCUACUCAUAUGGUCUUACAAUUAUAGACAUGCUUGUUUGCACCAGAGGAGGCUGGUGGGAGGAGCUAUAGGAGGAUGGGCUCAUUGUAAUGGCUGGAACGGAAUAAAUGGAACGGAGUCAAGCAUAUUUGGUACCAUUCCAUGAAUUCCAUUCCAGCCAUUGCAAUGAGCCUGUCCUCCUAUAGCACCUCCCACCAGCCUCCUCUGGUUUACACCAACGCAGACACAGUACAAACACAAGGCUAAGCGUGUGCAAGUACACACACACUCCACCUUUUUCGGUCUUGAAACCGAUGGCUACCUAAAAUUGGAUUCCCACUCAGCUGUACUCUUUUCUGCCGAUCCCCUAGAUUUACUUGCUAUCAGUCCUUUCUGGCGAGAGGAACACCUCCUCCAUGUAAUAUAUGGAUAUGGAGGAUUAUACCUGUGUCCUACUCCAAGCCUGUGAACAAGCAAUAGGAGCACUGUAGAGUAUUUACAUACCUGUUGGUUUAUGCAUGUCUGUACAUGUGAAAAUGCUCUGUUCCUCAGUGUCCAGAUUGUGAAUGUACAGAGGAGAGGUGCGGUUGCUUGUUGUUGCACCACGGUUUCAGAGUGGAACCUCAGGGUAGACUAUCUUAUGUGUGCAUCCCCAGUGUGAACCAUGAUCUUGUCACACCUCCACGAUGCUGGCAACAGCCCUUUCUGCAAUUCCCUCAUGUUUUUAUGGAGCUUCCUCAGUUUAAUGUGAUCUCCCAUUUCUUUAACACUAGAAAAUCCUGGCCUCGAGGGACCAAACGAGUCAUUUUGACUCCAACAUUCUAAGUCUAACAAGUACAUUUCAUAUAUGCUAUCGGAUAAAUAAUAUUUUGGUUGUGUUUAUGUAUGUCUUGUGUAACAUCAGAAUACGAAAAAAAAAUAAUUUCAAAGAACAAAAUAGAAUUUUCAUUCGUUUAUGUUACUGUAGGCUAUCUGUUGCCUAAUGUUCAAGUGUGGAGCUCAUGGAACAGUGGUUGUUAUUGGGAAACGUGAUAUUUGGAAAUGGAGCUAAUUCUGGAUACUAUAUCGAAAACAAAACGUCUGUGUGACUGUAGGAGGAUUUGAAAAAGUCACUUUUUGGCACUCUGAAAAAGACAUGUCCUCUUAAAACUGCUUAUAACACGCAUUCUGUUUGUGAUAUCGAAAUGAUAAAAUAUGUGUGUUAAACAGACUUAUUUAGGAAAAGUCAAGGACAGACUUAAAAAAUGGCAGAGAUAUUUCAAUUUAAAAUUCAUAUUAAGUCAAAAUUACUCACUUGCCUCUUCUAGUGCUAAAACAGUGCAUUUAAAGUGAAUCCCUUGCUAUGCUGUGUUUUAUCCUAUAAAAUGCAGUUUUGCUAUGAGCAGAGAUUAUUUAGUACAGUAUACAUAUAACAGCUCUAUGCAAAUUCUACAGGUUUUAUAAGCUAAGCAUUUUCAAGUUGUUCAGGCAGACAGUUUAUCAGAAGAUGGUCCAAGUAAUUUUUAAUUUUUUUUAUGUAUUCUGAUAUGUCACUGUGUUGAUAUGUAGCUAUGUUGAUAUGUCAUGAUGUUGACUGCGUACAAUGAAGCCUUGUUCUGGUUAUACCAGCAAGCUCGGGUCUGCUGCAGCAUGGAGAGAGGUUUUCAACAAAACAGCGAGAUGCACAGAAUAGCAAGGCGCAAGCGAAGGGGUGUAAAUUGGCAAACACGUUGCCCGGCCCCUUCCUCUUCCCUUGCCAACGGAGUGCAAUGGCCAUUUGGUAUUACUUGAUGGCAGUGCGGCUGCGGUCGUCGCCCUUGGAGACAGACCGCCGGCGUGCGGCCCAAAGAUGCGUGUCCUUCGUGACCGCGUGCACUCAAGGCAGACGCCUGGACCUUUGAUUACGUUUAGUAUCUCCAACUUACUUUUGAAAUCACUUGCUUUAAAUAAAUAAAAAACGCUUCUUUAUUAAAACUGGGGCUGUGAAGCUGUCAUCUAUUGGUAUGUAGCGGGGCGCAAUACUUAUUUACAUAGGCACUCUGGAGCAAAGGCCCUCUGCAAUGAUCUAAACACCCCAUGCGGUUGGCUGGUUUGCGCCACCCAUGUGAUGAUGCAACACUGCCAAACAGGUGCGAAGGCCAGUGUUGAUGCUGUGCCAUGCUGAGGGGUGUGCUUUGUCACUAAAGGCCCCUUUAUAAGAAGGGUGUCACAGCAAGGGGGAGGGCCAGUGGCCCCUAUGGUGCUAAUGCUGUACAUUGGUGCUUUUUUUUAAGGGUCAACCUUGCUUUGAUUGCCAAGAAGGCAGAGUUACAAGCUAGGAACGUGCACAGAUCAUUCGGCUUUUUGGAUCACGGUUCUAUCUUCCAUGUCCAGCGCAAACAGGAGUGUUUACGUCGAAAAAUAUGUGUUGGGACACUGCAGCAAACCUUGGCUUCGGCUGAGAAAAAAAGUGGAGCCAAUGCAUGGACUCCAAAGGUGCGCGCUGAAAUCACGCCUCUGGAUAGUGUCCCAUUACAUGGAAUGAACUUGAGGGGAGGGCCAACUCAACAUGGUAGACGCCACUCUUUAUAGGAGGGAGGUCGUGCUCUCCAGUUGAAAGAAUGCUUUCAAAGUUGGAGAGGUGUUUAGGGUGGGGCACUUUGACUUGAUCAGAUGAUGAUUUGUUGAUCAAGAAAAGCUGUUUUCUUUUUAAUUAGAUCUAGAGAUGUCCUGUCAUUGACUCCCACCACAAUACACUGCUUCUUUGUCUGUGUUUGACUCUUUCCCAUGACCGCGCUGUUCAUCUUUCUGUAUUCAGGAGUAUUAAACAAAUGCAAAAACUUCA